UCCCAGAACUGAAAACAAACUUAGUUAAACACAGAAAUCCGAUAAACUGUAGGCCUUUCGCGAACGUUUUAAAAAAGUAAACAUCGUGUCCUUAGGAAGAGUUAUAUCCUUGUGUUUUGAAUUGUGUGUUGAGGCUUUUCUGCAUUCUACAUGACGUGAUCUUCAUUAGUAGCAAAUAAAGUUCUGCUGUUGGAAACAUGAGCUCACCGCUGUCAACCCUGAGGAAGAACAAACGAGUUCCUCUACCAGACAUUCAGAGUGAUGGGGAAAGAAAGCCUUACAAAGAAAGGUCAGACACUGACUAUGAAGCUAAAUUAUUCAGAGAUAUUUUUCCACAAAACCAGUCAGUGCCACACAUCACGGACGGUCUUUCCGCUGUAAGAUCAAAGGUGGUGCAAAAGAAGAAGGCAAAAGAAGCUCCACCAAGUGAUUUUGAACUGAUGUCAAGUAUGAUGCAGAAGAUCGUUCAGCUUGAGAGAAAGGUGAAAACUCAGGCUGUGGAUAUCGAGCAAAAGGCAAGAAGAAUAGCAGUUCUGGAAGAGAAACUGAAUAUUCUGCAAAAGGCAAAAGAGAAAUCGACAGAUAAUGAGAACCAACAUGAAGAACUGGUUAAACUGUGCCUCAAGUUUCAAAACCAAGUGUGGGAAAUGGAGAAGUUUCUUAAUGAUUAUGGAAUGAUCUGGGUCGGAAGCUACGAAGAACACGAUGAGCAGGCCAACAGCCAACUUCCUGGAGCAACUAAUGCACGCAGGAGUUUUGAAAUGAACUUUGACCUAGUCCUGCAGAACAUCCAGGAACUGAACAUCACAGCAGGGGAAGGGGAGUCCCAUGUGAUCGCUAUUCCUGGUGGAGCCAAACUUACCCAGAAGUCUUCAAUACCUCUUUGGCUCUACAAAAACGGCAUUGUCAUGUUCAGCGGUCCAUUCCGCUCCUAUCAAGACCCAAGCACACAGGAAUGCAUGCAUGACUUGAUGGAUGGUUUUUUUCCUUCUGAGCUUCAGGAAAGGUUUCCUAACGGUGUGCCCUUCCAGGUUCAUGACAAACGGGACGAGGAGUUCAUAGUUAGGAAACCAGGGACUGAGUUUCCUGGAAGAGGACAAUCUAUAGACGGAGCAGGAGGGCAUUCAUUCCACAAAUCUGAGCAGACCAGCUCCACAGCACCAAAACAGAGUCAGAUACCAGGCAAAAAGCUCUCCAUAGAACAGUUCCUGCGGAAGCUCCCAGAGACUGUGGUGAAGGAAGGCAAAGUGAUAAGUAUACGUGACUCAAUCAAGGCCCAUCUACUGGGCUUUCCCGACGGUGUCAAAAGUCACUCGGCGACCACUGUGGAAACAUCCGCCCUGCAGGCCUUGAGAGAACGUGAGACAGACUCUACACAAUCAGCAGAAGACAUCACCACACUACGACUGAAGUCUGAGAAUGCCAUGGAGACGUUUAUCAUUAAAAUGUACUUCAAUGAGACUAUCGGAGAUCUCCGUCACUAUCUGGACCUGAAAAGAGGAACGGGUGCUGCACCAUAUGACAUCAUUAGUGCAUUUCCACAACGAUGCUACAGUGAUGACGCACAGACGCUACUGUCAUGUGGUUUGACUCCAAACGCAGCGCUGCUCCUGCGUCCACAAGCUUCAUCUCACAGACAAUGUGGAGACACAUACAGAACGACCUUAAACAAGUUAAACCACCAUCAUCUCAUGUCACAUAUCGAGUGAGCAUCAUUAAAUCACUUUCAAGGUGAUGCUACAACAUUGCUGACUCCAAAUGUCUCACAUACAUACGUUUUGGAAAUGGAUACACUACCAGUCAAAAGUUUUUGAACAGUAAGAUUUUUUUUAAGUCUCUUCUGCUCACCAAGCCUGCAUUUAUUUGUUCUAAAGUGCACCAAAAACAGUAACAUUUUUAAAUAUUUUUAUACUGUAUAUUGUACUAUUUAAAACAAUUUUCAUUAAAACAGUUUUAAAAUGUAAUUUAUUCCUGUGAUUUCAAAGCUGAAUUUUUAGCAUCAUCACUCCAGUCAUGUGAUCCUUCAGAAAGUAUUCUAAUAUUCUGAUUUGCUGCUUAAAAACAUUUAUUAUUAUUAUUAUUAUUAUU
Messenger RNA from Labeo rohita (rohu), 2088 nucleotides. It is a transcript of the gene ubxn11, whose product is annotated as UBX domain protein 11. The transcript is spliced from 13 exons. Gene Ontology annotation, molecular function: ubiquitin binding. NCBI's taxonomy places the organism in Eukaryota, Metazoa, Chordata, Actinopteri, Cypriniformes, Cyprinidae. The coding region runs from base 198 to 1709 and encodes 503 amino acids. Gene Ontology annotation, biological process: proteasome-mediated ubiquitin-dependent protein catabolic process. The record is from RefSeq and is a predicted model, not a curated record.